Molecule: messenger RNA, 6625 nt
Organism: Hyla sarda
Lineage: Eukaryota; Metazoa; Chordata; Amphibia; Anura; Hylidae
Gene: CLUH
Product: clustered mitochondria homolog
Exons: 26
Coding region: 520-5004 (1494 amino acids)
Biological process (GO): intracellular distribution of mitochondria
Cellular component (GO): cytoplasm
Molecular function (GO): protein binding; mRNA binding
Source: RefSeq, a predicted model, not a curated record
ACGCUCAGAGUGAAAAAAGAGGCGUGUUCCCCAACAUUUCAUCCAAAAUCACUUGUCUUUUCUGAAAAUCAUGUGAAUUUUCUGGGAAGAAAAGCCUGCACUUUAAAGCAUGUAUAAUGUUUCCAAAAGCCGAGUAAAUUAGCAAAUACCAUGGAAAAAAAAGGUCGGAACAGCAAAAAACACAACAAAACCUACACUCCACUCUUAGUAAAUCAGGGCCUCUGUGUCCCUGGUUUUGGCCUCUGCUUAAUACACAUGCCUCUAGUUUAUGUAUCCAUAACAUCCACUGUGAUUUGAAAGGUUCUGGGCCUUGUAAGAUGCCCAGUACUGGCCCAGAGCCAAGGAAACUUUUGUAGCCCAUGCACCACCCUUUAGAAUUACUUCCAGGAUCUCCUGGCUAGUCAGCUUCAGUCUCCUUUUAUUAAUAGUAACAUCACAAGGGACAAGUUCGGAGCUACACAGGGUGAGGAGUGCUUGUCCUUUUAUAAUAUACACGUUAUAAAGUUCUCAUCGAGGAUAAUGGGGAACCGUGUUUGUUGUCAGUGGUGUGGACGCUGCCAUCAUUUUCUUCUUCAGAAGCUGGGCGGUCAGCCGGAUGAUGAAGCCGCUUCACUUUUGCAGGAUUCUAAAAGGACAGCAGGUUCUGUUCAAGACUUAGCCGGCCGUGGCUAUGAAACUUGUCAUUAUGGGACAUGGGGACAAGAUGAGCUUCAAACCCAAGCUUCAGUGAUCUGCCAGGAUACUUCUGAGGAGCUUCAUGAGCGGCAUUCUGGUCACGACUCUGAGGAAGAUGAGGGAAUCUGUGGUUGUGAAAACUUUCACCCCCCUUCUUGUCAUUCAGGACGCUCUUCAGAGGCCUCGAACACUUACAGUGCCUUUCACGGUGACCUUCCAGCUGGCAUGACGGAUGUGCCAGGCCUUCAUCCCUCCCUCCCCGCCUGUGCUUCACCAGGUUUGGACUUUGCAACACAGCAACCAGAGAGUCCUGGAGGAACAGCUGACCCGCCUGUGGAUUUUACAAAGGCAAAUAAAGGAGCACUGCAAUCUGAAAGCGGAGUGUCUUGUGAUCAUGAACAUCAAAGCAGCAUGACUGUAAUGAAUGGAGAUGGGGCACACGAGCACCAAACAGAGGUGGAGCCAAAGCAAAAUGGACACGAUGAUGACCAAGCAGAGGAUGGGAGUGAACAGGAGGUUAUCGUCAUUCAGGAUACUGGCUUUACAGUGAAGAUUCAAGUCCCUGGGAUAGAGACUUUUUCCAUUCAGGUGUCACCUCAAGAGAUGGUACAGGAGAUCCAUCAAGUUCUUAUGGACAGGGAGGACACCUGCCAUAGGACAUGUUUUUCACUACAGCUAGAUGGGAAUGUGCUGGACAACUUUGCAGAGCUCAAGACCAUAGAAGGAUUUGAGGAAGGUUCUGUUCUGAAAGUUGUUGAAGAACCAUACACUGUGCGGGAGGCCAGGAUCCAUGUACGCCACAUAAGAGACCUAUUGAAAAGCCUGGACCCAUCUGAUGCUUUCAAUGGAGUGGAUUGCAACUCUCUUUCGUUCUUAAGUAUCUUUACAGAUGGUGAUCUCGGAGAGAGUGGAAAAAAGAAAAAGAAGGGCACUGAACUUGAACAAAUAGAUUGUACCCCUCCUGAGUAUAUUUUACCUGGAGGAAAAGAGAGACCACUCUGUUCCCUGCAACCACAGAACAAGGACUGGAAGCCUUUACAGUGUUUGAAAGUGUUCACUAUGAGUGGCUGGAACCCCCCUCCCGGGAACAGGAAAAUGCAUGGAGAUCUCAUGUACUUAUAUGUGAUAACUAUGGAGGACCGUCAUGUCAGCAUUACGGCAUCUACCCGGGGAUUCUACCUCAAUCAAUCUACAGCGUACACUUUCAAUCCCAAACCAGCCAACCCCAGCUUCCUCAGUCACUCCUUGGUGGAACUGCUCAAUCAAGUCAGCCCUAUAUUCAAGAAAAAUUUUGCCACACUACAGAAGAAAAGGGUUCAGAGACACCCUUUUGAAAGGAUUGCUACCCCAUUCCAGCUUUAUAGCUGGACAGCGCCCCAGGUUGAACACGCCAUGGACUGUGUUAGAGCUGAAGAUGCAUACACAUCCCGUCUUGGUUAUGAGGAGCACAUUCCUGGCCAGACCAGAGACUGGAAUGAAGAACUACAGACAACACGAGAGUUGCCACGCAAAAACUUACCAGAAAGAUUGUUAAGGGAAAGAGCUAUUUUCAAGGUCCACAGUGACUUUACAGCAGCUGCUACCAGAGGUGCUAUGGCAGUCAUUGAUGGGAACGUCAUGGCCAUUAACCCCAGCGAGGAGACAAAAAUGCAAAUGUUUAUCUGGAACAAUAUCUUCUUCAGCUUGGGAUUUGAUGUCCGAGAUCACUAUAAAGAUUUUGGUGGGGAUAGUGCUGCUUAUGUAUCUCCCACAAAUGAUCUUAAUGGAGUAAGGACAUAUAACGCAGUGGACGUAGAGGGACUCUAUACGUUGGGGACAGUGGUAGUGGACUAUCGAGGUUACCGGGUUACAGCACAAUCCAUUAUUCCAGGGAUUUUGGAGCGGGAACAAGAGCAGAGUGUCAUUUACGGGUCCAUUGACUUUGGCAAAACUGUUGUGUCCCACCUUAAGUACCUGGAGUUGUUAGAGAAAACCAGCCGGCCACUUAAGAUCCUAAAACACAAAGUCCUUAAUGAUAAAGAAGAGGAAGUGGAGCUGUGCUCCUCAGUCGAGUGCAAGGGGAUCAUUGGCAACGAUGGGCGUCAUUACAUUUUAGAUUUGCUACGCACUUUCCCACCAGACCUCAAUUUCCUACCUAUAGAAGGUGAGGACCUGCCAGAAGAAUGUAAAAAGAUGGGUUUCCCCAAAGAACACAGACACAAGUUAUGCUGCCUACGUCAGGAGUUGGUGGACGCUUUUGUGGAACACAGAUACCUCCUGUUUAUGAAGUUGGCUGCCAUGCAGCUCAUGCAGCAGAAGACCUCCUCACAGGAGAAUCCCGCUGCCCUGGAAAAUGGGGAACCUGCAGCCUCAUCUGAUUCCACGGCACAAAGUGAGCCUCAAGAAAACAGUCAGCCUGCAGACAAAACGGUGGACAGUAUAGAUGGAGAGUUCCAAGUCAAAGAACUGGCAGAAACUGUGGCAUCGAACAAUGAAACUGUAGAUCUGAAGAGCAGAGAAGUGAUCCGGAAGGCAUGCCAGGCUGUGGGCUCAGUCAGUGAGACCUCUUUUGAUAUCCGUUUCAACCCAGACAUCUUUUCUCCAGGUGUGCGCUUCCCUGAGGCUGCGCAGGUAGAGGUACAGAAUCAGAAACAAUUGCUGAAGGACGCAGCAGCUUUUGUUCUGUCCUGUCAGAUUCCAUGCUUGAUCAAGGACUGUCUUGACCAUAAUGUUGUCCCCAUGGACGGUACCACCCUGGCUGAAGCAAUGCACCAGAGGGGAAUCAACAUGCGUUACCUAGGCAAAGUUAUAGAUAUUGUCAAAAAAUUCCCUGUCCCAUCCCAACUCGAUCACGUCUAUAAAAUACUUAUUAGUGAAGUGAUCACCCGGUCUGCAAAGCACAUCUUUAAGACCUACCUGCAGGGAGUAGAGCUGUCUGGUCUAUCUGCUGCCAUUAGCCAUUUCCUGAACUGCUUCCUCAGCUCCUUCCCCAACUCGGUUGCUCACCUUCCCGCAGAUGAGCUGGUCUCCAAGAAAAAAAACAAGAAGCGUAAAAACCGAAACCUCAGCAGUGCUGAUAACACAGCCUGGGCCAGCGUUACCCCUCAGGAGCUGUGGAAGAACAUCUGCUCUGAAGCCAAAGCCUAUUUUGACUACAGUCUUGAAUGUGAAAAUGUGGACCAGGCUGUGGAGAUGUACAACCUCCAGAAGAUUAGCCUUCUCAGAGAAAUUUGUAUUAAAGUUGGCAUCCAGGUUCUGCUUAAAGAAUACAACUUUGAUAACAGGCAUAAGCCCACCUUUACUGAAGAGGAUAUUUUGAACAUUUUCCCUGUGGUGAAACAUGUUAAUCCCAAAGCAUCUGAUGCUUUUCAUUUUUUCCAAAGUGGACAAGCUAAAGUACAACAGGGUUUCCUUAAGGAAGGAUGUGAACUUAUCAACGAAGCCUUAAAUUUGUUCAAUAAUGUAUAUGGCGCUAUGCAUGUUGAGAUCUGUGCAUGCCUACGACUACUUGCUCGCCUAAAUUACAUCAUGGGUGACUACUCAGAGGCCUUAAGCAAUCAGCAGAAAGCUGUCCUGAUGAGUGAGAGAAUUCUGGGUACUGAACACCCCAGCACCAUCCAGGAAUAUAUGCAUCUAGCAUUGUACUGCUUUGCAAACAACCAGCUCUCCAUUGCAUUAAAUCUGCUGUACAGAGCGCGUUAUCUCAUGCUGCUUGUGUUCGGAGAAGGUCACCCUGAAAUGGCGCUCCUAGAUAGUAACAUUGGCUUGGUACUUCACGGUGUAAUGGAGUAUGACCUAUCUCUCCGCUUCCUGGAGAACGCACUUACCAUCAACUCCAAAUAUCAUGGUGCCAAGUCUCUCAAAGUUGCACUCAGUUACCAUCUUGUAGCUCGUGUGUACGAAACUAAAGGAGAGUUUCGCUCCGCAUUACAGCAUGAGAAAGAAGGAUACACAAUAUACAAGAACCAGCUGGGGGAACAACACGAAAAGACCAAAGAAAGUUCAGAGUACUUGAAGUACCUUACCCAGCAGGCUGUAGCUUUACAGCGCACAAUGAAUGAGAUCUACAAGAAUGGAUCCAGUGCCAAUAUAAUGCCCCUGAAGUUCACAGCUCCCAGUAUGGCCACUGUACUAGAUCAACUGAAUAUCAUUAAUGGAAUCUUGUUCAUCCCGCUCAGUCAAAAAGACUUGGAAAAUCUGAAAGCCGAGGUCCAGCGUCGUCAACAGCUACAAGACGCAAUAAAGGGAGCCGACAACCAGGGGACUGAAGACAAAGAAACAGAAACAUCAGAAGCUGCCAAAACAAGCGUGGCCACGAGUGACACUGUAGAGACACAAACCUCUGCUUAGACUUGUUUUCUCUUCCUUUUUCAGACGCCACCUUUCAAACUAUAAUCCCUAUACAGGUUUUUUACCAAGACCUGUAGGUUAUAAAGCGCGUCUUGGCGAUAUUGUUGCACAGGUACAAAUGUCGAUAAUUCACAAUGCAAGGAACUAAUCUGUAAACUAUCAGUGAGUCUGUCUCUGCUGCACUGAGGCCCCUCCGUCCCUAAGCAGCUGUACACACACGAGAAUAUGGGGCAUCAACUAGCCUGAUCCUGAGACUUCAGUGUGUGUGUGUGUGUGCGCAAUUGGGUGUGUGUCCAUGCAAAAUCCAUUUCUGCACUUUCUGUUUGUACCUUAUAGGUAAUAGCUCUGCUUAGAGGUGACUGAAUAUUUCUCAGGUCAGUUAGAAAUGUGGACUGGUGCGAUUUUUACUGGAAAAGGUGUGGUCUGAGCCAGUAGAUCCAGCUUGUGGCCCCAGAAUUAAGCCAUACACUCAAUGGAAAAAGGACCCCCCCAAUCAUUUCUUCAUAGCCUAUUUGGUUUAGAUGGACAUGAAUGAUAUAUUCUGUAGGAGCUUUUCAUUUUGUAAGGCGGGGAGGGAGGCGGGUAAACCAUUUGCUUUACAGCUUUUCUUUUUUUUUUUUUUAUUAUUAUUGUUAUUAAGGACUUUUGGUUUUUUUAUCAUUUUUUUUUAUUAUGGUGAUUCUAUGACACGUGUGAUUAAGUAUGCUUGUAUUAUACAUGUUCAUUACAGAUUAUCUAGUGACACAAUAUCUGCAUGUGUCUAAGGACAACGAAAAGCUUCUCAUCUAUGCUGUAUCACACACAAUCUAGUGCCUGAAUGUAUAAAGUGUGGACAACCAGCAUACAGAACCCUUGCUGGCUGAGGCUGCGUCCAUUCAUUCUCUUUCCAUUUUUCAUCAAUUUGUAGACAUUUGCUGAUCACGUCGCUGCGCUUUUUUGAGGCAUUUUUCCUCAACUUUUUACAGUCUUCAAAAUUUUUCUCAUACAUGAGAUCGUGAAAUGAACUACUUAUUUUUAAUAGGCCACAAAUCGUCGGGCAGAUAUUCUAUUGCCAUUCAUUACAAAGACAUCUUGGUAUGGCUGAGGUGUUGAGUGCUCAUCCUCCUUUGUAAUUAAGCAGCGUUUGAUUGUAAAGAGCAUUUUCACUCUUAUCUGCCUUAAAUCCCAGUAUCCUGCGGUGUUCUCUUUGCACUUAGUCUAAUAGUAAUGUAAGGUCAUUGGCCUCGCUGUCCGUCUGGGGGAAGUUGUAUGGAAUGUUGGUCUGAGUACUCUACUAAUGUAGGUUGCAUUAGGCCAUAUUCACACAAUGCGAGUCACGUGUUUUUUUUUAAUUUUAUUUUAUUUUUUUGUUUUAUCAACUGGUGCCAGAAAGUUAAACAGAUUUGUAAAUGACUUCCAUUUAAAAAUCUUAAUCAUUCCAAUACUUAUGAGCUGCUGUAAAGUACAGAGGAAGUUCUUUUCUCUUUGAAUUUCCUUUCUGUCUGACCACAGUGCUCUCUGCUGACACCUCUGUCCAUUUUAGGAACUGUACAGAGUAGGAGCAAAUCCCCAUAUCAAACCUAUCCUGCAUCGGACAGUUCCAAAAAAUGGACAGAAGUGUCAGCAGAGAGCACUGUUGUCA